AUGCACAUCAGCCCGCCCGUCGGCUGGACGUAUUUCCCGACUGUUAGCUCCGACACGCUGGCGAUUUGGUACUUUGUCGGCCAGUCGAACGACACGACGACGGCCAACACGAGGGCAACGGCUGAGAUUCAAGCAUCGAUGAUCGAAGCUCUAUUGAACGCCCAGGUGCCGACCCAAGGAGUUACAAUCAACGACGAUUAUCAGCCGAUUCAGAUCGAAAACCCGAUCAUGCUGACGGGUGCGGCGAAGGGGCCACUGUACGGUAAGGUGGAGGGAGGAGCCGUGACGCAGACCGCCACGGGACCCACGACAGCCCUGCCCGUGUUCACCGCCUACAACAAGCAGAUGACCGUCACCCUUAUGAACUUGCGGUCGACACGGUUCACCCUCAACAUUGUGAAGAACGACUUCAUCCAGCGCAUGUCCACCAAGUACAACGUGAAAUUUGUCGGGGAUGUCAUCAUUACG
Molecule: messenger RNA, 468 nt
Organism: Mesorhabditis spiculigera
Lineage: Eukaryota; Metazoa; Nematoda; Chromadorea; Rhabditida; Rhabditidae
Source: the annotation of a GenBank genome assembly